Molecule: messenger RNA, 4761 nt
Organism: Neolamprologus brichardi
Lineage: Eukaryota; Metazoa; Chordata; Actinopteri; Cichliformes; Cichlidae
Source: RefSeq, a predicted model, not a curated record
AUGUCACUCAAGCGUCAUAAAAGACUGAGCAGCAAGAAGAAAAAAUCUCCAAAGGAUAAUCUCCAGGCAGAGGUUCUGCAUGAGCUCGGCUUGGAGGCCUACCAGACUAUACCACUGGAUGUCUCAUCAAUGCUAGACAUUAUUACUUGGACUCUGGGGAACCAAUCUCCUCUAGAACCCUCUGAUCUACCAAAAGCUUUCCUCCAGUGCCUUUGGCUGCUCAGGCAAGAUGCCCGGACUCCUUGGUGUGAGUCUCUUCAUAAUCUUGUUACAAACGAUGACAACAAUUCUACCGGGAAGGUGCUCAGUAGUUUUAAAGGAGAUAGCCAGGGUGCCAUCAAUCCACUUGAUCUAGUCACAGCUGUCUAUAUGUCUGCUAGCACUUUCCUUCAGCAAGAGAUCUCCAAACGGAUGGUGCAGUGCCAAUUUUCUAUACCACUGGUCCUUCCAAACAAAGAUCCGGAAGAGCCUAGUUGCUUCCUUCUUUGGCCUUUAAGAGGGAUUGUGGGCCAGUGGAGAUCUCACCCCCUAAAUAACGACAGGCGAAUCCAAGAGGGGGAUUUGGCAACCACAUGCAUGCCAUUAGUUUCAUUUGUCAGGCUUGGUUGUUGCAGUGUGUCCAAGUCACAGGUGCUAAACCAUAUGUUACGUGGAGUCACAUCUUCCUGUCAGACAUUUCUCCACAGGGGGAUGGAAGGAGGGCAGCUGCCCAAAAGGCUUUCGAGUGGCCUGUUAGAAAUUGGAUGGCAUCUACCCACUGGAGAUAGCACCAAAGAUGUCUUCCCAGUCCCUUUGGUCUUCUCCAACCUGCGGGGUGAUGCCAGUGCGCAUAAGAAAUGUCUUACCUUUUUAUGCAAGGCAUCUUCAGCUAUAGUUGUUUUCUGUGGAAAUCUUAAGGAGAAGGAAAAACUACUUCUUGCUUCCUGUAAGGAUACAAACAGCAAACUAAUACUCAUUGACCUUUUAGACACUGAGAGAAAUGAGAGCAGAGUUGUUGGUUUUGUUGAUGAGAACCUUGAAAAGUACAUGGGGCUUCCCGAAGAAUCUGUGAUUCAGGGCAGAGGUCUGAGUGAGGACGCACUGGCUAGUAAGCUAUGUGAUACUCUAAAACAUCUGCUACCAGACAGACUGAAACUUAUUACGCUUGAGGAAGCAGCACAAUUUGCGGCGGAUAUAGGCCUAAAUGUGGACGAAGGACCCAUUUGUCAAAAAGCCAUGGCCUCAGUGGAGGAAGUGUUGAAGGGUUUAGAUGAGGGAUCUGAUGAAUAUAGGCGUAAACAGCUUCCUCUGCAGGGGCCUUUGUGGAGCAAAUUAGCAGAGCUAGAAAAAGCAGAGAGUAAGCAGAGAAAAGAAAGAACAGAAAUUGACCCCCAGCUACAAAAAGAAAAGAAUGACAUUAUGGCUGAGUUGAGGAGCUACAAAAUGACCCCAGCUAUGAAGAUCUUUACAGAUGUUCUCUUUACCAAAGAUAAAGUGAAGAGAGCUUACUUUCUUAGCUGGCUCACUCUAAGACUUAAGAAAACUACAAAACAAAACAAGACGCAAGAUCUGCUCACAAAUCUACAGACAGUAAAGAAAGACAGCAUGCUGGUAGAUUUGGAUAAGCUUGAACAAAGACUAACACUCACUACGGACAAUUCUGGCAAGCAACAAAUGAGCCUUGAUGAUUGUGCUGAUCCCUCUUAUGAACCUGAUACAUGCGCAUUAGGUCCUGAGCACUUUCUGCGUGAGAUAGGGCUAAUCUUUGAGCUAGCACACAUCAGCCCCAGCAGCGGAAGCCAAAAUGUGUUACGUCUCCCUAGCUUAGCUACAGAUCUUCUUCUUUAUGGGAUUCCACUUGAACUAAUGGAUGGAGAUGCCUCAAAUAUCCCCAUCCAGUGGCUGGGCUGUGUCUUUGGAGAGCUCAAACGUCGCCUACCACAAGAACAGUGUAGGACAAGAGUGCUGACAAAUCUUGGCGACUAUAAUGCAAGGAAUGCAGAGAUUCUUUCUGCAUUAUUUGGAGUGAAAUUCCCUGAAUGGAAGAAACAAACCUCAAGAGGGGUGUACAUGGUUGCCCUGUGUCUUCCUGAAAACCUCAGAAAGGACAUGAAGUGUGAUGUUUUGUUGCUAAUUGAGGUCAGAGGUCUCUGCUCAGUCUCACUGGACAGCAAAAGAAAUAUACUGGGCAAUGACAAUGAAAUGGCUACCUUUGCAACAGGACUGAGUGACUUUUUACUGCACAGCAUGUCUUCACACCUUGGUUCUGAUUUUGAAACAAACCUCAGUGUCAGAGUCAAUGCUCUCCUGCGAAUCAAAGAAUAUGGCUCCAUGCCAUUUUGCCAAUUCUUUGUCCAGAACGAAAACGUAAAUAGUAAAUUACAAGCAUCACAAUUAAGGUAUGUUUCUCAGCUGCUUUUGCAAACUAGCAAUAUUGAUAAAGAUGGAAAUACCACAAGCUGCACAGUCUCUGUCAAAGGACCAUGGAACAAAAUGUCCCUCUCUGAACCAGUUGAUACAGAUUAUAGUGGGGAUGUUUUAAAGUUUAAAGAAAUCCUUUUUGAAGCAUUGAAGAGGAGUGCCGCUAAGGCAGAAGCCCCAGUUUUGCCUGAAUUUAUGAGGCGUUUGUAUUCUGUUUGGGAUGCGAUCAAAGAGGAAUCAUUCUCCAUUGGUCUCCAAAACACUGAUAUAGCUUUGGCAUUUUCUUUGUUGUGCACAGAAUUUUUCUACUGGGAAAACAAUUUACUGGAUAACAUGAAAAGUUGGCUAACGGGUGCAACAAAAAAAAACUUUACCACAAAGGGAGAAGCUUUGGAUGCAUCUAUUCAAAAUGACCUUCUCAGUGAGUUAAAGAAGGAAGCCAGUGAGGAAGUCGAAGCAGAGGUGAACAAAUUCAGGUCAAUAGCAGAGACAUAUGUGAUGAAAGAGGAAACUCUCAAAAUGAGAUCUGACAAAUUCAUGCCAAUCCUAAUGAGCAAUAUUGACAACCUACAGGACAGAGUAACUGAUGAGAUAACGGAAAGGUUGGAGGCAGUCUAUGAGAGCCAUUACUCUUCCACACAGCUUAAAAAAUUUAAAGCAUUACUGGGAAAAGAGCAAGAAUCCAAGGUAGAUUCACUAGUAGAAAAAAGCAAGACAACAAAAAUUCUUCUGCAAGAUACAGAGAUAGAGGAUGAAUUUGAGGCUGUGUGGGGUAAGAUAUUGUCCAACUUUGAAUUCAGGCCUUCAGAAACAGAAGAUAUAACUCCAAGAGUAGACGAUAUUCUGAGACAGAAUCUAAUCAGCCGUGGCCUCCAGAAACACAUGAAAAAGCUUGAAAUGAUUGGCCAGAACCAGAACUCUGACUUCCAAGUUUGCGAUGAGCAUUUUGGAUACCGCAGCAGAUUAAAGCAAAUGUUUGAAGACAACAACAAACAACACAAGGUAGAAGCUCAGCAGGUAGCAAACAAUAUCAUAGAGGAAUGCAAACAGUAUAUAGCAGAUAAGUGUAACAAACCAGCAGAUUUCUCUGACGGUUACAUUACAGAGCUGUUACAAAAUAUUGAAAAAUCUUUAAAUGAAAAAUCUGUGGAAACUAGAUCAGCUUUUGAAGUGGAUCUGAAAGUGUAUCUCUGUAAUGCUUCUUGCCAAGACUUUCAAAACCUGCAUAACCGCUAUGCCAAAGAUGCAGAACUCUUGACAUGUAUCACUAAAAGAAAAAGCAUGGACUUGGCAGAGUUUAUCUAUGACUUCAGGAAAAGAGACCAGUGUCAAAGGGUGGCCCAAGAAUUCAUCUCCAUGGUCAUCAAGCCCACAGUCUUGGAUUACAUCAACAGACCCCUGGGGAUAUCUAUUGCAGAGGAGAUCCAAAGGAAAGCUCAGCAGUAUCACUCCUCACAGGCCUUCCACCAAAGCUUGCUGGAAGAGAUGAUUAAAGAAGAUCAAUUUGAAGUCUUCCUGGAAUAUCUGCUCUUCUAUGACAACUUCAGACUCAGGAAGAUCCAGAAAACAGUGACAGCUCACCUCACUGAAUCAACCAACCUGGGACAAUGGAGGCAUCAGAGACUCUGUGAGAUUGUAGGAAAAAUUGAAGAAGCAGUGAACGAAUCCACAGAAGGUAUCAGUGGAGUCCUGAAUGAUACAAAGCCACUGCUGGAGAGAGUGUGUCUCACUUUAGAGAAAGGUGAUGUUAAUGUGAUCAGGACCUGUCUGACCGGACCCCUGUUUAGCAUCACUGUAGAAUGGAACCGUUUUGCUAAAUGUUUACUGGAGUCAGUGGCUGCAAUGCAGAUGGACCUUGAUCAAGAGUUCUCCAAAAAUGUGGAUGCCACCCAAUUUCUUAACUGCCUUCCAGUUCAGCCCCAAGACUACCUCUUCAAAAAAGUGAAAGGCUGUGACAAGCAAUGUCCUCUCUGCAGAGCCCCGUGUGAGGAGGAGGAUAUGGGGCAUGAGGCUCACAAUGCCUUGCUCCAUCGACCUAAAGGCAUGCAGCCUUAUGCCUCUAGUUCUAUAUCCUGCAUCAGUUGUCCUGAAAGCAUGAGUGAGGACAAGGACACACAUGAUAUAUCCACAACAAGAAAUGUUCUCCAUUCACUCUACCCAGACUGGAGCUUCUCUCCUGACAACCCAAACAGCACAAAGGCCAGUGAUUACUGGAGGUAUGUGCUGGUGAAGUUCAAUGAGAGGUUUGCACAGGAGUUUAAACGGGAGCCGACAAAGAUUCCUGAGGAAUGGAGGAGAAUCACUCAGGAGCAGGCUUUAAAGAGUCUGAAGGAGGUGUUCCUCACCAGAACGAGUGUUUAA